GUUUAUUCCGGUUUGGCUCUGUAGAAAAAAACAAACAAAUGACUUUGCAAAUUUCCAUUUUACUCUGGAAUCUUGAGAGAGUCCAAAGACAGAGCAAACUCGUGAGAUUCAACAUUGUUAGUGGUAUACACCAUGGCUGGGGUUAUGCAAAAGCUGCUAGUUGCAUCAAUGUUCAUGUGGAUUCUUCCUGUUGUGAUACUAUACGGAUUCAACAAUGAUUUGCUUCCUGGUUCAACAACAUUGUCUCCACAUUCUCUAACACUAGUGAGUGGAUUUCUUGCUGUGGUAUCAGUCAAUGUAGUGAUUGUGUUCUACAUCUGUCUGGCCCUGAAAGAACCCGCAGAUAAACACAAGCCAGACGCUUCGUUUGUGGCAGAAGCGAAAGAUAGUGUGAAGAAACUGACAUCAGGAGUCCCAAGUACUGACACGGCCCUCAAGAAACAAGAGUAAGAGCUAAACAUAUCCCAUUUUCUUAAAGACAAGGAACAGCGCCAAAGAUUGCAUCAGAUGGAGAGCAGAGCUCUCAGGUUCUUGCAAUGUAUUUGCUAUAAUUGUAGAAAUUCUUGCCUGGUAGAUCAUCCUCUGUUGUUGUGACAUUUGAGGGUUUUUUUGGGUUGUUUGAGGAACAUAAACAAUGAUGUUCAUGUUGAACAGAGACGAGAGAUAAUGGUUUAAGGUAAGAACUCACAAAACCAAAUGCCCAUGGUUGCUUCUUCAUUGCAAGGAAAGCUAAGUGAGUUAUACAGUAAAAUUUGUUUACUUUUGAGUUUUUAACUUUUAAGUUACUUCAGUUACUGA
Raphanus sativus (radish) is the source of this 798-nucleotide messenger RNA. RefSeq lists its product as uncharacterized. Gene Ontology annotation, cellular component: endoplasmic reticulum membrane. Bases 133 to 450 code for a protein of 105 amino acids. The transcript has 3 exons. Lineage: Eukaryota; Viridiplantae; Streptophyta; Magnoliopsida; Brassicales; Brassicaceae. Gene Ontology annotation, biological process: vacuolar proton-transporting V-type ATPase complex assembly. The record is from RefSeq and is a predicted model, not a curated record.